AUGGCGGAUCAAAGACCCGUCGUCGUCGACAAUGGUACCGGUUUCGUCAAGGUCGGCUACGCCGGCUCCAACUUUCCCGAGCACGUCUUCCCAUCUAUCGUUGGUCGUCCCAUCCUCCGUUCCGAAGAGCGCAAUGAUAUCUCGAGCAAUACUGGCACCCAGAUCAAAGACAUCAUGGUCGGCACAGAAGCAGAGGAGCUCCGCAACUAUCUGCAGAUCAACCAGCCUAUGGAACAUGGUAUCGUAAAGGACUUUGGCGACAUGCGUCACGUUUGGAACUACACCUUCGACGAGAAGCUCCGCAUCGACCCACAAGGGCGCAAGAUUCUGCUCACCGAACCUCCCAUGAACCCCAAGAAGAACCGCGAGGAGAUGUGCCAGAUCAUGUUUGAGGAGUACGGAUUUGACGGUGUUUACGUGGCCAUCCAGGCCGUCCUGACGCUCUACGCUCAGGGCUUGCAGACCGGUGUCGUGGUCGACUCGGGUGACGGUGUCACCCACGUCGUCCCCGUCUUCGAAGGCUUUGCGCUUCCACAUCUCACCAAGCGUCUCGAUGUGGCCGGUCGUGAUGUCACGCGCUACCUCAUCAAGCUCCUUCUCAUGCGCGGCUAUGCCUUCAACCGUACUGCCGAUUUCGACACGGUGCGUCAGAUCAAGGAGAAGCUCUGCUACGUCAGUUACGACCUCGACCUUGACAAGAAGCUCGCCGAGGAGACCACCACACUGGUCGAGUCGUACACGCUGCCAGAUGGACGAGUCAUCAAGGUCGGAUCCGAGCGCUUCGAGGCGCCCGAAUGCAUGUUCCAGCCCCACUUGGUCGAUGUCGAACAAGCGGGUGUCGCUGAACUCCUCUUCAACACCAUCCAGUCCGCUGCCGUUGAUACUCGUUCGGAGCUGUACAAGCACAUUGUGCUAUCCGGUGGUUCGUCGAUGUAUCCCGGUCUGCCAAGUCGACUGGAGAAGGAGAUGAAGCAGCUCUAUCUCACCCGAGUGCUCAACGGUGAUGGCUCGAGGUUGAAGAACUUCAAGAUUCGCAUCGAAGACCCACCUAGGAGAAAGCACAUGGUCUUCUUGGGAGGCGCCGUGCUGGCGGACAUCAUGAAGAACAGGGAGAGCUUCUGGAUCUCGCGUGCAGAGUGGUACGAGCAGGGCAAGGCGUGUCUCGACCGACUCGGACGUCAUUCUUAG
Kalmanozyma brasiliensis GHG001 is the source of this 1188-nucleotide messenger RNA. RefSeq names its product Actin-related protein. Gene Ontology annotation, biological process: Arp2/3 complex-mediated actin nucleation. The record is from RefSeq and is a predicted model, not a curated record. The transcript has a single exon. Gene Ontology annotation, molecular function: actin filament binding. Gene Ontology annotation, cellular component: actin cortical patch; Arp2/3 protein complex. NCBI's taxonomy places the organism in Eukaryota, Fungi, Basidiomycota, Ustilaginomycetes, Ustilaginales. The coding region runs from base 1 to 1188 and encodes 395 amino acids.